AUGAUGAUGAUGACGAAGAGAGGUUUUUGGAGAUUCAACAUUUUCUCUGGAAGCCAUUUCGGAGGUCCUUCAUUGGCUUUAAAAACUGAAGCUUUUCUGUGUGCAAUAUCUGGAAAAUGCUCUUCAGACUGAGAAAACAUGGCCGCCGCUCCUGCUGUACAACUGGAAUGUUCUGGAACGUAGCUCCAAAUUUAGCUUGCUUGUUUUUUUCAAUCUGCAGGAUGAGGGAUGUGAUCAUAGAUUCCUGCAUAGACUCCUCCAUAGACUCCAUCAUAGAUUCCUGCAUAGACUCCUCCAUAGACUCCAUCAUACAUUCCUGCAUAGACUCCUCCAAAGACUCCAUCAUAGAUUCCUGCAUAGACUCCUCCAUAGACUCCAUCAUAGAUUCCUGCAUAGACUCCUCCAUAGACUCCAUCAUAGUUCCUGCAUAGAUUCCUUCAUAGACUCUUACAUAGACUCCAUCAUAGUUCCUGCAUAGAUUCCUUCAUAGACUCUUACAUAGACUCCAUCAUAGAUUCCUGCAUAGACUCCUCCAUAGACUUCAUCAUAGAUUCCUGCACAGACUCCUCCAUAGACUCCAUCAUAGAUUCCUGCAUAGACUCCUCCAUAGACUCCAUCAUAGAUUCCUGCAUAGACUCCAUCAUAGAUUCCUGCAUAGACUCCUCCAUAGACUUCAUCAUAGAUUCCUGCACAGACUCCUCCAUAGACUUCAUCAUAGAUUCCUGCACAGACUUCUCCAUAGAGUCCAUCAUAGAGUCCUGCAUAGACUCCUCCAUAGACUCCAUCAUAGAUUCCUGCAUAGACUCCAUCAUAGAUUCCUGCAUAGACUCCUCCAUAGACUCCAUCAUAGAUUCCUGCAUAGACUCCAUCAUAGAUUCCUGCAUAGACUCCUCCAUAGACUCCAUCAUAGAUUCCUGCAUAGACUCCUCCAUAGACUCCAUCAUAGAUUCCUGCAUAGACUCCAUCAUAGAUUCCUGCAUAGACUCCUCCAUAGACUUCAUCAUGGAUUCCUGCACAGACUCCUCCAUAGACUUCAUCAUAGAUUCCUGCACAGACUUCUCCAUAGAGUCCAUCAUAGAGUCCUGCAUAGACUCCUCCAUAGACUCCAUCAUAGAUUCCAUCAUAGACUCCUCCAUAGACUCCAUAGAUUCCAUCAUAGAAUCCUCCAUAGACUCCAUCAUAGCUUCCAUCAUAGACUCCUCCAUAGACUCCAUCAUAGAUUCCUGCACAGACUCCUGCAUAGACUCCAUCAUAGAUUCCUGCACAGACUCCUGCAUAGACUCCAUCAUAGAUUCCUGCAUAGACUCCUCCAUAGACUUCAUCAUAGAUUCCUGCACAGACUCCUCCAUAGACUUCAUCAUAGAUUCCUGCACAGACUCCUCCAUAGAGUCCAUCAGAGAGUCCUGCAUAGACUCCUCCAUAGACUCCAUCAUAGAUUCCAUCAUAGACUCCUCCAUAGACUCCAUCAUAGACUCCUCCAUAGACUCCAUCAUAUAUUCCUGCAUAGACUCCAUCAUAGAUUCCUUCAUAGACUCUUACAUAGACUCCAUCAUAGAUUCCUGCAUAGACUCCUCCAUAGACUCCAUCAUAGUUCCUGCAUAGACUCCAUCAUAGAUUCCAUCAUAGAAUCCUCCAUAGACUCCAUCAUAGGUUCCAUCAUAGACUCCUCCAUAGACUCCAUCAUAGAUUCCUGCACAGACUCCUGCAUAGACUCCAUCAUAGACUCCUGCAUAGACUCCAUCAUAGAGCAGGAUGCGUGCUACAUUCAUUCUUCCAACUUGAGGCCACUUUGGUUCUUAAACAUCGAUGUUUGUCGUUGGGACGAUCUGUUGCAAACAGGUCGCUGUUUGCAGAAACACGCUAGCCAUUAGAGGACCUCCAUGUUGGAUCCAGAUCCUGAUCUCAUCUGUUCUGUGUUGCAUCCCAGAAGCUUCUCUUAAACCAUCUCGGUCGGUGUGAUGAUUGGGUGGACAGGUCUGAUGUGGUUUAGGAUCCAGUCCUCCAAAGCAGCAGCGAUCAGACGGUCUGAGCCUGAUCAACGUGGGCAAUAAGUGUCAGUGCUUCCAUCCCAAAUGAUGAGCUAAUGUACAGACAUGGAAAACAGGCUGGAAAGCUCUCCAUACGUUUGGAGCCAUCAUUCAACGUAUGUGGGGGUCUGUUCAGCUCAGAGUCUAACGUUUUGCUACCUGCAGCAGGUACUGUGCAGGUGGUUAGCAG
This is a messenger RNA of Cyprinodon tularosa, 2217 nucleotides long. RefSeq names its product clumping factor A-like. Bases 1003 to 1602 code for a protein of 199 amino acids. NCBI's taxonomy places the organism in Eukaryota, Metazoa, Chordata, Actinopteri, Cyprinodontiformes, Cyprinodontidae. The record is from RefSeq and is a predicted model, not a curated record. The transcript is spliced from 2 exons.